This is a messenger RNA of Triticum turgidum subsp. durum (durum wheat), 1497 nucleotides long. NCBI's taxonomy places the organism in Eukaryota, Viridiplantae, Streptophyta, Magnoliopsida, Poales, Poaceae. The record is from the annotation of a GenBank genome assembly.
AUGGUGCAGCCCCGGGGUAGGCCGCGGAGGAAGAGGCAUGCAAGCCACACGGCGGCGGCCGUCGCCCCCAGUGCGUCGCCGGCGGGCAACUUGGAGGAGGAGGGGUUAUUAGGCGACGGGAAUGAGGCCACCCAGAAGCGCGUUAGGACGGCGCAGCCAUCUCAGCUUCCGCUUCCACUGCAGGAAUUCGAGAUGACCGAGCCACCGCCUCUUCUUCUGCCUCCACUGCAUGACAUGUUCAAUAUAAUUAAUGAACCGCUCCCACUGGGUCUACGGCUGAAAAAGAGCCCAUCUUUUGUAGAUCUUAUUUGUACGUGUCUUUCAAAGAAAAACUCUACCAAGGAAAACUCUACCGAGGAAAUCUCUACCAAGGAAAUAUCUACCAAGGGCCGUUCUGCUAUGAAAGAUAUUGUUUCCAAGCCCCCGUUAAAGAAAGAUGUAGUAAAAGCUUCAAAUUUUCCUGCAAACUUUCUUAAGAUUGGUAAUUGGGAGUACACAUCGCAGUAUGAAGGUGAUUUGGUUGCAAAAUGCUACUAUGCAAAGCAUAAGCUUGUCUGGGAAGUUUUGAACAAUGGUCUUAAGAGUAAGAUAGAGGUCCAGUGGUUAGAUAUUACUGCUCUAAAGGCAACUUGCCCUGAGGAGGGAGAUGGCACCUUGGAACUGAUGUUGUCUCGGCCACCCAUGUUCUUUCAAGAGACCCAUCCUCAACCAAGAAAACAUACAUUAUGGCUGGCGGCACCAGAUUUCACUUGUGGGCAAGCAAUCAUGUGCAGGAGGCAUGUUUUGCGUUGCUCCUCGAGUGUGUUGAGCAGAAAUUUUGAAAAGCUUAUUCAGUGUGACGAGCGACUAAAUGAGCUGAGCCGACAACCAAUCAUCAUGUCAGAUUCUCCAUUUAUUGGAUCCAUAAGCUCUAUAUUUGGAAACCCAAAUGAAAGUGCCGGCCCUUCAUCCAUGUUCGCACAUCAUGUGUCACCAUAUGAUGCUUCUUCAGUGGUCCAAAGGGAUGGGGUGAAGCAUCAUCAGCCAUUGAACAUAGGUGCCACUGCUUCAGAUGUCCAAGCAAAAAUUGUUGUUCAAGAACAAAGGAACCUCAAUUUGUGCAAUCAUGCCAGCCCUGAGGUGCCGAAAGAAUUUCAGGAGAUUGCUGAGAGCCUCUUAAGCGAUACACAUGCCCUGCCAUCCGCGGAUGAGAAAUAUCUGCUGGCAAGAGUGGACUCGUUUAGCAAUCUUAUUGAGAAAGGCGCUGCGCCAUCCACCGUAUCUGUCCCUGAGCGCAAUGACACCAUUGCUGCAGGCGAAGUAGGUUAUGAUGCCUUUGCCGAGGAACUCGGAUUUUGUUUCGAAGACGAAGAACAAUGGGCGCCUGCGGGGAGAACUGUGGAUGGCGGCGCAGGACCGCCUGCUAUCUCUAGAAAGGAGUCCGUGCCGGGUCUGUUUGAGAACCUCUAUCGCCGCAUACCGUCUAUGUCAGAGUUGUUCGACAUAGCAGAGGAUUGA